This is a messenger RNA of Vidua macroura (Pin-tailed whydah), 631 nucleotides long. It is a transcript of the gene ZFAND2A, whose product is annotated as zinc finger AN1-type containing 2A. The transcript is spliced from 5 exons. Gene Ontology annotation, biological process: protein targeting to ER; proteasome-mediated ubiquitin-dependent protein catabolic process. NCBI's taxonomy places the organism in Eukaryota, Metazoa, Chordata, Aves, Passeriformes, Viduidae. Gene Ontology annotation, molecular function: zinc ion binding. Bases 74 to 538 code for a protein of 154 amino acids. Gene Ontology annotation, cellular component: cytoplasm; endoplasmic reticulum. The record is from RefSeq and is a predicted model, not a curated record.
GCGCGGCGGCCGCCCCGGCCCGGGGCUCGGCGCUUUGUCCCUGUGCCCGCGGCGAGCCGGGGCUCCGUGUGCCAUGGAGCUGCCGUGGCUGGGCGAGCACUGCUCCGAGCGCACCUGCAAACAGCUGGAUUUCCUUCCUCUGAAAUGUGAUGCAUGUGGGGAAGUCUUCUGUAAAGAUCACAUCCGUUACGAUGACCACAAGUGCAGCUCUGCCUACAAGAAAAACGUGCAGGUCCCAGUGUGUCCCCUCUGUAACACUCCUAUCCCAGUGCAGAAGGGAGAAAUCCCAGAUAUUGUGGUUGGAGCCCACAUAGAUAAGGACUGCAAAUACAAUCCAGCACAGCAAAAGCAGAAGAUCUUCACAAACAAAUGCACCAAGCCAGGCUGCAAAAGAAAAGAGAUGAUGAAGGUGGUUUGUGAACAGUGUGGUGGCAGCUUCUGCAUAAAACAUCGGCAUCCUCUGGAUCACGACUGCAGAGGGGGCAGCCAGCCCAUCUCCAAGGCAGGGCAGACAUUCCUUGACUGUUCUGUGCAGUAGGACUGUGAGAUUUGUGUGACAGAUGCAGAUGAUUAAACUGGAUGGAAGAGUGAAAAUACAGAGUGCACAGAUGCUGAGCCUGCUUGUGUUUGU